UCUUAUGAUUCAGGCGUACGAAGACAAUGGGCUCCUAGAUGUAGGUGAUGUUCAACAUGACAUGGAGUACACUACUCCCGAGACGGGUUCCCGUACUAGUAUAGUCAUCACGCCCGUUCUUCCCGAGUAUGUGACGCCCGCGGGGUCCAGGGCAAGUCUUGUCGCGACGCCCGGACUUAUGUUGCCAAGCCCGGGCGAUGAGAAAUUCGUAUCUGCAACAAGUCUCAUCAUAGGUCCUGAUUUUAUAACUAUUCCAGUAGAGAGCCAAAUUUCAAGAGAAUCUUCACGAGUUUCCGCAGAUCAGGACCCGAUUGCUAUACUUGCAUCGACAUCUAGUUUAACGUCCUCUGAAUCAGGAGAAAGGGUCUCUGGGAUAACAUUAGUGACCGUGACCCCGAGAAGUUCAAGGUCAGGUUCGAGGUCGAGUUCAAGAUCAAGGUCAAAACCGAUCCCGAGUUCCAGUUCAGAAUCCGAGGACUAUCGAACCCCUCCUAUGUCUGGUUCGGUUGUUUUUCAUGCACCUUUGCAGGUGGCGGAUACUGAUGGUAAAGAAGAGAGUGAGACGGAUGUUUCGCCGCGGUCAACGACUGAGGGCGCUGCAUCUGGUGCUUCCUCACCGUCGCCGCCGCAGGACUACGAUUAUGCGCAAAAGGGGAAGGAGAAGGGUGCUUUUUCUUUCAAUAUAUGUGAUGCAAGUCAUAGAGACAGUCCAGAGACGUACGGGUUCAGGAGCAGUGCGCCGGAAUCACUGGUCAGGGACAACACCGCAGAAAUAGACUGGUACGCGGGAGAGACAACCCCCGUCAGCGACCUGGAAGGCUGGUACGUGGAUAACGACGGACGAUUAGGCGAACAAUCUGGUGUAACAGUUAACUUUCCUUCAUUUUAUGAACACCCUGAACGAGACAUACGACAUUCCCGAUCAAUUCAAGAAAUAGCGCGCCGCCUAACGCACUUAGAAAGCAUUAUUAGCGGACUACGGACUUUACAAACUCCACCGGAGAGAGACUGCUACUUCUCCGAGCGAGAAGAACUGCUAGCGCGUAUCGAACGCCUUGAGGGGGUCCUCGCAACCCUCCCCGUCCACGUGGACACCCCAGAACGAGACUGGUACACCUCGGUCGAUGAAGAAAUCUUAACCCGCCUUUCUAGGCUCGAGGAUGUGAUAUCAGUGCUGCCAUCACACGUUCUUGUUGAGCCUCAGUGGUAUCCGAGGUCCGAUUUUGAUGACUUUAUGGCGGGAAGACUAGAAGAGCCGAACCACUUCUACCUCGGCGACUUCAGCGGACAUCGACAGAUAGACGAUGGUGACGAACCGGAACGCCAGACUCCAGAGUAUGAUAGUUACCCCUUGGAUGAUGAGACCCCGGAAAGAGACUGGGAGGAGGAGGGUGGUAGGUUUGUUAGACUGCCUACGGACGACGAUGUCGGGUACGAGAACGCGGCCUGUUCGAUAACGAUAAAGCAUCUUUAAGCCGAUUCUAUAAACAGACCGAGCCUUCCUAAGAUGACACACGAGAGGAUACUCGAACAAUCGGAACAGCAUGUAAAUCUGUGGAUGCCCACUUUGAAGAUUCCGUGAUUUGGUCUUCCUAGAAUUUUCUUCGUAUUAAAUGUUCGGUACAAGUUCAUAAUUCAAUCAUAAACCAAAUGCAUUUACAACAAAUCUUGUUUCAUAUCUAAGAAACAUCGUGCAAUAUCUUCAUAUAAUAGUUGCUUGGCUUACCACAGCGAAAACAUGGGUUUCCUUUUAUUCAAAAAAAACAACGGCAAGAAAUUGCUCAAGAAUAACCUCAGCCCUCACUGCCCCAACCCGACAACUCCAUCCUAAUGAAAUCGGUUGUUCAGCACACUGAUCUCCGCAGGAUGGAUGACUCGGGUUGUUGUUGUUGUUUUUGUUGUUGCAAGAUUUCCCGAGGCAAAUAAGCUUAGACGGUGAUGGCCCAACAACCCCUAUCGUAGGAAAAUCAGGAGGUACGGGUUCCACGACGCACCGAUGCUCAGUGCGAAAGUUGUAAUUGCCGACACCCUCAGCCGAUGCAAUCCUGAUACUUAGUCCUCGUACUGGAAUUAUAUAUAUCUAUAUUUUUCAUUCGUAUCUGAUUUAUGGACAUACUGGUCGAUUUGUGCACUUGUGAAGGUCAGAUUUAAUUGCCUGGGGUCCAUAGCCCUUAUAUCGUAGAUAACACAGCACGGCCUACUCUGUCCGCUAUGGAAUAUACAUUGUACGUAUAAUCGAGAAUUGAAUGUACAAAUGUAAACUAAGCGUGUGAUCAAAAUAUAUGAUAGACUGGGUUUCCACUGAACGCGAUUUUACCUGACCUGCACUAACAUGCAACCCCACAAAAACCUACUCGAAACAAAUCGUUGUACGCGCUGCUUGGUUCAUGGAGAAACAAACCAUGUUUAAAAAAGAAGAUGUCUUGUG
Lineus longissimus is the source of this 2428-nucleotide messenger RNA. RefSeq lists its product as uncharacterized. The record is from RefSeq and is a predicted model, not a curated record. NCBI's taxonomy places the organism in Eukaryota, Metazoa, Nemertea, Pilidiophora, Heteronemertea, Lineidae. The transcript has 3 exons. Bases 5 to 1474 code for a protein of 489 amino acids.